This is a messenger RNA of Salpingoeca rosetta, 1200 nucleotides long. RefSeq names its product cytosolic purine 5'-nucleotidase. Gene Ontology annotation, molecular function: 5'-nucleotidase activity. Lineage: Eukaryota; Choanoflagellata; Craspedida; Salpingoecidae. The transcript has 11 exons. Bases 1 to 1200 code for a protein of 399 amino acids. The record is from RefSeq and is a predicted model, not a curated record.
AUGCUCGCGUCCCGCUCGUCCCUUUUUCCCCCACGACUUCAGCUGGAUGCCUUUGGUCACAUCAUCACCGUUUUCCACGGCCGCAAGAGCCUCUCGGCUGAGGAAAUUGAAGAGCGCUACCCGGCCUCGUUCAUCAACAUGAGCGAUCUUUCAACCUCCCGCUACUUUGUCAUGAACACCCUCUUCAACAUCCCAGAGAUUUGCGCGUUUGCGGACAUUGUGCACUUCUUCUCUGAGCGGGAAGGAUACACAGAGCUUGAGGACGGGACGGGGAUGCAGGCCAAGCACACGCUGCUCACCUUCCGCUCCAUGUUCCACGACGUGCGCGGCGCCAUGGAGCACAUCCACUCCAGGGGUGUGUUGCAAGCGAAGAUCAUGGAGGACCUGGACAAGUAUGUGCAGAAGGAGCCGCAACUGCCCAUCCUCCUCCGCCGGAUAUCCGACUCGGGCAAGGGGUGCUUCCUGCUGACCAACAGCGACUACAACUACACCAAAGUCAUCAUGAACUACCUCUUCACCGUCGACCUGCCAGAGGGCUGGGAUCGCGACUGGCAGUCGUACUUUGAUCUGAUUGUCGUCUCUGCGCGGAAACCGCUCUUCUUCCGCGACGGCACCGUGCUCCGCGAAGUGGACCAGGAGACGGGCAAGCUGAAGCUUGGGCAGUAUUCUGGCGGAUCGCACCGCGGGCGCGUGUUCUCUGGUGGUUCCGCUGACAUCAUCAGCGAGAUGUUGGGGAAGAUGGGAGACAACAUCCUGUAUGUCGGCGAUCACAUCUUCGGAGACGUCCUCAAGUCGAAAAAACUGCGCGGAUGGAAGACCUUCCUCAUCAUGCCUGAGCUGCACCAGGAGCUGCGGUCGUUGCAUGCAGGCAUGAAGUACUACCAGCGUCUGAAGAACCUCGAGUUUAUGCUGGCAGAGCUCUACAGGGGCCUGGCCUCUGACGCAACGGAGGAGCCAGAUGCGUCUGAAUUGAAGAAAGCCAUUGACGACACGUCAAAGACCCUUGAUCGCGUCUUCAACCACUACUUUGGCAGCACCUUCCGCAGCGGUUCGCGGCAGUCGUUCUUUGCGAUGCAGACGUCGCGGUAUGCGGAUCUGUACUCCUCGUCCCUGCUCAACCUCAUCAACUACCCGCUCUUCUACAACUUCCACUCCGUCGCCCUCUCCCUCCCGCACGAGUCUGGCCUUUGGAAGCGCUGA